Messenger RNA from Adineta steineri, 1557 nucleotides. The record is from the annotation of a GenBank genome assembly. Lineage: Eukaryota; Metazoa; Rotifera; Eurotatoria; Adinetida; Adinetidae.
AUGAUUAAUAAUAAACCACACGGUAUAAAUCUUGAUGAUAAACUUGUAAAUGAAUGUGAAUAUACAGCAGUUAUUGUUGGACGCGAUCUAUCAUCAUAUUUAAUUGCUCUAAUUCUUAAACAACAUGGUCAUCAUGUAGCUAUUGUUAGUCGACCAAAUACACCAAUAAUGGUUGAUCUAUAUGAAUAUUUAUCAUUGAAAUAUUUGUAUGAAGCAGCACGACGACUUCGUUCUAUUCAAUCUCUUUGUACAAAAGGUUUUCAAUUCAAAUUUGAUGAAAAGACAUCUGAGUUCGAUUGGCAACAAUUAACACAUGAAUGUAAACAAGAUUUUUUUGAAACAAAACAAAAUCUCGAAAAAGAAAUUUUUAAGAAAGAUAUUAGUAUAUAUGAAGGUACUAUUGUCAUGAUUGAAGAUUAUGUUCUACGAAUUAUUAGUGAAGGUAUUAAAGAACGAAAAAAAACUAAUAAUUCUAUAGAUUUUUCUAUAUUUAUUACGAAAGAUGAAUUAACUCAAAUUGCUGUUCUACGAACAAAAUAUGUAAUAAUGAGUAGUGAUAUUUGUCGCUGUACAAUGAAGGAUUAUACAAAUCAAAUUAAUCAUAAUAGAAUAUUGAAGACAUUAGUUGAUAUUAUUCAUUUAGAUCAAAUACCCAAGAGUUUAACUGUAAUUGGUGGUGGUACUGUUGGUACAUCAUUGGCUUCAUGUAUGAAAGAGUUAGGUUGUAUUUCAGUAACUAUUAUCGAACGGCAAUUACAUUGUCUAAUGAGUAUGAAUCACAUUGAUAGAGAAAUAGCUGCUUAUAUUGAAUCAAUACUGAUUAAACAACAAAUCAAUAUUAUUACAAAAUGUGCUGUAAAUUAUCUUACAGAAACUGCACUGUAUUCUAUAACUGAUCCAAUUAAAACUGAUGUUCAAUUUAUUGCUAUUGGUACAAAACGAAAAUUGAAUACAGUACAUAAUAUUCCAACAACAGCUCUUAUUCAAUUAAUUGAACGUGUUUCAUUUGGACGUAAAAUUCAACUAGGAACAACGAUAAAUGACGGACAUGGAGAAACAGUGGUUAUACCUAUAACUCCUAUUGUUCCAAUUGAUUAUCAACGUAUGAAAAGUUUUUGUUCGAUAGAACAAGGUAUAAGUAUUGCCUAUCGAACAAUUUGUCAAUGUUUAAAUGAUCCUAAACCUAAUUUUGUUAUGCCUUCAUUCAUAUUCACAAUACCUCCAUUAUUAUUAAUGGGACAAACACGAAUACCAGCUGAUAAUAUGUUUAUUUGUCGAGUAACUGUUCCGCCUACUAUAAAAUAUACCAUUGAUACACCUCCUCGUGGCUUUGGUAAAUUGUGGAUAUCUCGAACACGUAAAAUACUCUGUGGUGUUCAGCUUGUCAGUGAACAUGUGUUUAUGUUUGGUAAAGCAUUCAGUAUUCUUAUUCGCAAUGAAAUAUCAUUGAAUGAUCUAUGCAAUCGAAUUGAGUUACCUGGUUCAAUUGGUGAAGUCGUACAAAUUAUGAUUAAACAAGCUAUGUAUAAUAUUAAUAAAACCUGUUAUACAUCAUAA